Messenger RNA from Frieseomelitta varia, 3156 nucleotides. RefSeq lists its product as uncharacterized. The record is from RefSeq and is a predicted model, not a curated record. Bases 2112 to 2798 code for a protein of 228 amino acids. The transcript has 6 exons. Lineage: Eukaryota; Metazoa; Arthropoda; Insecta; Hymenoptera; Apidae.
UUGACGCAACGUGAAACGGUGAGAGGAAGAAAAGAUCACGCUGCACGUCGCCGCCGUCGAGAAAUCUGGACUCCGAGCGAUACUUGAGAAGAAUCCCAAAGCAUCGUGGAUACAAAAUCACGUCCUACACAAUAACCUUCGGUGAAGAAAGAAAGAAAGAGAUAAAGAAAAGGAAAUAAUAGAGGUAACACGAUACAUGUUAUAACCUCACAGUUUCGGACUGGUACAGUACGUAGCAGAUUCUAUGAUCUAUUGCGAGAUCGACGAUUGUCCAAAGUCUCGGAGUAUUUCUCAUUCAUUUCUAGCUCUAGAAUAGUGGUCAGCUUCAAUCGCCGACUUUGUACUUAUUGUCACUCAUGGCAUUUCUCCGAUGCAAGGAUAGUAUCGGAUAAACGAACGUUGCUCAAUUAAUGCGAUUACUACACCCACGAAGCCUCGCUUCCAAAUUUUAAUUCGUAAAGGGAAUCUUGAUAGCUGUUUGAGAUUUCAACUGUUCCGUGUACCGAAGUGGUCGUUAAAAGUUACAAAAAUAAAGGAAGGUGAAAGAGAAGAGGAGAGGAAAGAAAGAGAUUCGAGGGGAGGGAGAGUGUGUACGAGUGAAGGGUACCGGCAUGAAAAGCAGUGCGAGAAUAUUCAUGAAAAAAAAGAACACCGAGGGAAGGUUAACUUCAGCAGGAUCUUCCUUUACCAUUCAAAGCAGCUAGGAAGGCACAUGUAUGCGCGCACACUUAAUUGACAAUUAAGCGAGAAAGAAGCGGAUAGCGGGCGUUUUUCUCAUUUAAAAUAGCCGCAGACGGAGCAGACGGUCUUACGGGAAAACAAUCUCUCCUGCAUGCGGAACGGACGGUCCCGGUGAAAAAUUCAAUUGCUGACUUGAAUCACGUCCCUUGAUAAAGAAUCGCCGGAAAGGAAUUUCCGUUCGGGAGCCAGAAGGGAUUCCUCUUUAUCUUUCUCUUGCCUGCUGUCUCUUUCUUCGGCUACUGAAAGAGUAAACCAGUCUCAGCUUCCUCCAGCCGAUGAAACGUUUCAUCUGAAAUUUAUAAUUGAUAAACCGUCGAAUACCUCUUUGCUCGAGAGGAAAGUAAUCUCGAUCUCUUACAGAGACCAAGAGAGGAAUCAAUCAUUCAGACAUUUGUUACGCGGCUCGUCAAAAGGGGAAAGCUUCAUAACUGCGGUGCUAGAAAAGGUCACGAGAAACAAGAAGGAAAAAUAACGAGAUUUCGAUAACCAGACGUUGAUGCUACAAGGAAAAGAAAGAGACGCUGAUGAUAGAACGAGUAAUAUACAAAUAAUAAUACACGAAGUAUAAGAGUGUAAGUAUUUCAUUAUCAUAUAAAAGUACUAGAGAUAGAAAAAUAAUAGACAAAACGAGCACACUGUUAGAGUAAGAAAUUGAAAAUCAAUAACUUGGUUGAAUACUUUUAAUAACGUAAAGAUUCCAUUACAAAACUAACAGCUGCCAACGUAAUCUUAAAAGGAAAGAAAGAAGGGAAAGGAGAUUUCCCCUAAUAAAAAAAAAAGAGCCAGUAGCAAAGAAGUACUACACAACAUAUAACGGAACGUUUCAUUAAUUCUCAAUCGAUACGAUAUUCAAUGGAAAAAUUAAAUUGUACAACAAGAUCUGCGAUGCUCGUGGACAGAUGCUAAUAAGCUGAGUACGACCGUGUCCAACGAGAGACGGACGGACGUACUUUUGUUUUUUUUCCACAACGGUGAAAAGGAAGUCACGAAACACGGCGAACCACUACGGUAUCCACUACACGGGCUCGUACGCGUACAGCAACGGAGCACCGAGCGUGUAUAGCAACUACCCGGCGAACGGCGGGUUCGUGCAGUCUCAUCUCCAUGAAGACUACCGGCCGAUUUACUUUUACGUAGCGCAGCCCUACACUAUCCCGUACACGUUCGCGAAAAGGCCGAGGCCGUCGUCGCUGCUGAGGCCGGGCAAACCUCGGGGCAACUGUCGCGUCAAGUUUUCCAAGAGGCUCGGCAACGGCGACUUCUCGCAGAAGGUUAAGCAGGGCGAGUUCUCGAGAAGCCUCAGCCAGGUGCACUUCGUCGAGAGCCAGGGGCAAGUGAUCUCGAACUAUCCUAAGCCCCGUGAUCCGAGGAUGACGUCGAUGUUCCGACGGGGCACGAUCUUUGCUACGUUCUUCCUGUCGUUAUUGGGCGGUGGACUAGUUUGCGCCGCUUUGGUGACGCAACACUGGGUCGAGGCGCGACCGUUGAGAACCCCAAACCCUCAAGAAAGCGCUGGCCGAGUUCACUUCGGUCUUCUUCAAGGAAAGAAGGAGCUGAACGUCGCCUAUGGCUGGAGGACCUAUCAUAUCUGUGUGCCUCAAAUGAUCAAGCAAGACCCAACUGUGAUGUCUUGGGGACUCUGGAUCAGCACCCUAACGACAACCUCGGCAGCACUUGUCACCGCUGGCUUGGCUGCUUUGCUCGCCGUUUUGAACACAGCCACUUCCCCCAGGUCUAAAAUCCUUUCCGAUCCUGGAGUAUAUUUUAUAAAUAUCUUAACACUGCUAAUGUGCAUGGCGAGUACGAGCACUUGGCUAGCUCAGUAUUACACGAAGCUAUACUUCAACGUGCUUCCGAAGGAGGACAUCGAUAAUAUGUGGACCAGCGAAGGUUCUGCUGAGCUUGGUUAUUCAUUUUGGCUGGUUGUGUGCGCCGGUGUGGUGCAUUUAAUCAGCAUAGCGUUGGUAGGCUGGGGCUCAGGACGAGACAAGAUCGAACGCUUGGAGACAAUUCCAGCGCUAGAGGAAAAGACCGCCGCAGCGAUAAUGCUGUAUUGAAUCCCGUGGCUCUUGAGACGGCGAGAACUCAAAGAGAGAAAGAAGUCCAUUAUAAAAAUUACACAGAGUGUGCUGCUCAUAUUUGUUAGCGUGCAUUGAGACAACAGGAAUCGAUUAAGCAAAGAGCUGACUACGAUGUUUCUUCUAUUCGAGAAGAGACAAGUUCCUAGACGUUUGUUAGCGUAUUUAGUGUGGCGACGUAAAAAAAACAAAAACGAAAAGAGCAAGCACAUUAAAUGGGACUAUCGUUUAAAAUUUUGUUAAAACUUAAGCGUGAAAUUUGAGGAAUUUUGACACGUAAAAAAAAAAAAAAAAAAAAAAAAGAACAUUUAACUUUAAACGAAUUUGUUGAAUCGUA